Messenger RNA from Ambispora leptoticha, 984 nucleotides. The record is from the annotation of a GenBank genome assembly. Lineage: Eukaryota; Fungi; Glomeromycota; Glomeromycetes; Archaeosporales; Ambisporaceae.
AUUUAUGCUCCCUCUUUCUCAAAAUUAAAGAAGAGGACAAAAGAAUAUUUAGAUCUUGGUAAAUCUGGGAAGGUCUGGGAGAACUAUUUUCGUCCGUUUGAAUGGCGUGCACAGGAUUAUGACUUUUACGCAAAAAAUUCCGGUUUUAUGGAUGAGAUAUCUGUCAUAAAAGAUACUAUCGAGAUUCCGGUUAAAGAUCUUCUUCAAUGUAUGAUUGUAAGUUUUUCGCAUCAAAGUUGCGUCAUAGAGGGAAAUUCACUAGGAAGUGCAGAGUCACAAAUCAUUUGGGAAAAAAUGAACCAAGACUAUAACAUUGACGAUUUGCAACGUGAGGGAGCACAAUUACCCGAGCCGAAAUCUCUUCUCGAUAAACCUGGAAAGGAGAUUGAAGUUGUCGAAAUCCGUAACCACCUGCUUGCGACCCAUUACUUAUACAAUACUUUGCUAAAGUCAGAACAAGAAAUAAACAUCGACAAUAUAAAGAAGAUCCAUCAUACUCUUUUGAAAGAUACCCCACAGGAGAGAGUUAAUGUAUGGGGCAAAAUCCAGCAAGCAGGAAUGUUUCGAACAAUGCCAAUGCAGGCAGUAGGUUAUCAAUUGACCGUUUAUCCGUAUGGAGAGGAAGUGCCCGCGUUGACGGAAAGGUUUGUACAAUUUUACAACAAGACCGUCACUAGCGAUAAUGUUGAGGUUCAUGAACCAUAUCAAAUCCACCCUCUUAUGAACGCAUGUCGCAUACUUUCGUCCAUCCUUCAUAUUCAUCCAUUCUACGAUGGUAAUGGACGUGUGGGACGUUCACUCAUGGCGCUUUAUCUUGCCCGUGGUGGCUUUCCACCCCCUGUUUUUCAACAACUUGAUCGAAAAGAAUAUGCGGACGCAUUGUAUAAGGCUCAGGCAGAGAAGGAUAUGGUCCCGUUAUAUAACAUAGUGAUAGGAACCAUCUUUGAUAUUUUAGCAUCAUAUACGUGGUUACCCAUUAAAUAG